AUGCCCAUGAAGGACUAUGAAUUGUUGAGUGAGUCUAGAUAUUUAGGAGAGAAAAGACUUAAUCAGGUCUGGGAACGAUUGGGUCGGGACUCGAAUUUACAACGAUUGUACUCUGAAUUCAUGCAAGAAUACAAGGAUUUAAAACAUAUGAAACUAGCUGAGAGAUCUGAAUUCAUAAAUCAUUCGUACUACCUGCCUCACAAUGGGGUUUACAGACCAGAUGAAAGUAGAACACGUUUAAGAGUUGUUUUUAACGCCUCAACUGCCACGACAUCGGGAUUGACAUUAAACGAUAUUUUGUUGAAGGGAAGAAUUCCACAGCAGAAAUUAUUUUCUAUUAUGGUUAGAUUUAGAAAACAUCGCUACGCCUUCACAGCACAUGUACAAAAAAUGUAUCGACACAUUCUAGUCCAUCCUCCACAAAGAGACUUGCUCAGAAUUCUAUGGAAGGACAGUGUUGAUGCACCAGUGCAAACUUAUAAGCUCAACACAGUAACGUAUGGGACGUCAAAUGCUCCCUAUUUAGCAACUCGAGCUCUUAAACAGUUAGCUAUAGAUGAAAGCCAAAACUUACCUCUAGCAUCGUCCUUCGCUCUUAAUGACUUCUAUGUCGACGACAUACUUUUCGGAGAAUCAUCAUUUCGAAAAGGCUAG
This is a messenger RNA of Stegodyphus dumicola, 654 nucleotides long. RefSeq lists its product as uncharacterized. Lineage: Eukaryota; Metazoa; Arthropoda; Arachnida; Araneae; Eresidae. The record is from RefSeq and is a predicted model, not a curated record.